GCGCAAAAAUGUCUAGAACAGGCAUGAAACAGGCCUAUUGUUUGUUGACAAUUUUGUCCAAUCUAACAAUUUAAUAAAAUUAGUAGGUCGCGGGAAGAUCAAGUUGCGGUGUUUAGACAAUUGAGCAGCAGUUAUCCCAAAUCAUAAUAUAGGUUAAUGUGCAAUGUCGCAGUUUUUUCUGUAUUGUUUUUCUCGGUGAUACGUAGUGUUGUAGUACACGCGAGUUUGGUUUGUUUUGUUUCGUGGUUCGGGAAUUGAUGAUGUCGAUAUUGCGUGACUGAAAUCUCCGAUGAAUUCUUCAGGGGGGUCGAGUUCCAACCGUCGUCCUUCACAGAUGACGAGGUACACAAAUGCAGACUUUGCAGAUGACGAUAGUGUUAACAGUGUCCAGUUGAAUGAAGGAAUCAGUAGUAGUACCACUCACAUUCGGUACCACGCUGGUAGUACCAUCUGGAAGAUGAGGUCGCCAUUGGAAAAAGUGCUGUUGCUCUUAGUGGGCAUUCUUUUGUUCACGAUAUUUAUUUUAGCCAUAAUUUUACAUGUUACUGAGCAUAGAUUAGAAGAAACUAAGAUGAUUAUAAUUCCUUCGGGGACUCCUGGGCCCUGCCUGAAUAAAUCUUGCAUUAGAAUAGCUAAUCGUAUAUUAGAAGCCAUGGACACAAACAAGGACCCUUGUGACGAUUUCUAUGAAUACGCUUGUAGUAAUUGGGUGAAAGCCAACCCUACCCCCGACGCCAAAACCACUUGGGGAACAUUCCUGAAAUUGGAACAACAAAACCAACUAGUUAUUAAAAGAGUUUUAGAAGAACCAAUGGAGACGCUGAAGUCAAAGGCUGAACAAAAGGCAAAAAUGUAUUACGAAUCUUGCCUGGACGUAAACGACACCGUGGAAGCAUUAGGAGCAAAACCCAUGAUAACGUUAAUAGAAAAGCUGGGUGGCUGGAACAUCACCAGUACGGGUUUUGAUGUGAAUUCCUGGACUCUACAAAAUAUUACACAGAUAAUUCAAAAUAAAUAUAACAUUGGCGGCCUUUUUUCAUAUGCUGUGGGAGAAGAUGACAGAAACUCAAGUAGACACGUUUUACAAAUAGACCAAAGUGGUCUCACCCUUCCAACGAGAGAUAACUAUCUGAACAUGACUAAGGAUCAUAAAAAAGUUCUUGAUGCCUACCUAGAGUACAUGACAAAGGUAGGAGUUCUAUUGGGAGGAGACCAGAACUCCACUAAACAACAAAUGCAAGACAUUAUAAAGUUCGAAACCAAACUAGCCAAUAUAACGAUACCCGGAGAAUUGCGAAGAGAUGAAGAAAAACUCUACAAUCUAAUGAAAAUCGGGGAUUUGCAAGUUAAAGCUCCAUUUAUAGACUGGAGGAAAUUUUUCGAAGAUGCGAUGAGAAUAGUUAACAAAAAAGUUACUAAUAAGGAAGAAGUAGUAGUUUAUGCUCCAGAAUAUUUAGGAAAUUUAACACAAUUAAUCAAAGAGUAUAAUAAAACAGCUGAAGGAAAGGUUGUCCUCAAUAAUUAUAUGGUAUGGCAAACUGUACGAGUGUUCACGGUAUGUCUUUCUAAAGCAUUUAGAGAUGCAUACAAAGGCCUCAGGAUAGCGUUAAUGGGACAAGAAGGUGGUGAGCAGCCCCAGUGGAGGUAUUGUAUUCAGGAUACCAACUCAGUAUUAGGUUUUGCCAUUGGAGCCAUAUUUGUAAGGGAGGUGUUCGAUAAUAGCUCAAAAUCUCAAGCUGAAGAUAUGAUCAAUAAUGUGAGGAAUGCCUUUAAGACGAAUUUCAAAAAUUUGAAGUGGAUGGAUAAUGAGACCAGACAAGUUGCUAUUGAUAAAGCAGAUGCUAUCUCUGAUAUGAUAGGUUAUCCUGAAUUCGUAAAAGAUACAACUUUGCUGGACGAAAGAUUUGAAAAGCUAACAAUAAGGAACAACACCUAUUUUGAAAAUAAUAUACAGAUUAGUUUUUUCAACUUAAAGAAAAAUUUGGAGAAAAUUAACGAACCUGUCAACAAAACUACUUGGAGCAUGCCCCCAUCUACUGUAAACGCAUACUACACCCCCACCAAAAACCAAAUGGUCUUUCCAGCCGGAAUUCUACAGAGUCCGUUUUACGAUUCUUCUUUUCCUCCAAGUUUGAACUACGGAGGUAUGGGAGUGGUCAUGGGACAUGAGCUAACUCACGGUUUCGAUGACCAAGGCAGGGAGUUCGAUAAAUUUGGUAACCUCAAUCAUUGGUGGAAAAAUAAGACCAUUGAAAAGUUUAAACAAAGGACAAAAUGCGUGGUAGAUCAAUAUAACAAAUACGAUGUAAAUGGGAAAAGCAUUAACGGGAAUCAAACACUUGGAGAAAAUAUAGCCGACAAUGGUGGAUUAAAAGCAGCUUAUCACGCUUACUUACAAUUAAUGAAAAAUCAAUCUGAACCACAACAGCUUCCAGGGCUUUUGCUCAAUCACAAACAACUAUUCUUUGUGGCUUUCGCUCAGGUUUGGUGUUCAGCAGCAACCAACGAAGCCACACUGCUUCAAAUAGAAAAAGAUUCCCACUCACCAGCCAAGUACAGAGUCAUAGGAGCGUUGAGCAACCUCAAAGAGUUCAGCGAAGAGUUCCAGUGCAAGCCAGGUUCCAAGAUGAACCCCACAAACAAAUGUGAAGUGUGGUAACUUAAGUACAAUCAGAAUAAAAUUGUCUAAAAAUCAAGAUAAUGACUCUGAGGUCAAGUCGAUCCAGAUCUGGAGAGCAGAAAGGCUUACGUAUAUACUAUUUUCUCUUACUGCCAAAAUCAUGUAUGAACGAUAAAUAUCCAUAUCUGCUCGGCUCUACGGAAUGAAGCUCAAGAGGCGGUCCUUUUAAAUGUAUCCAAAGCAAAUAGUAGAGGAUCCGAUGUAAGGUCGACCUGCACCGAUCUGUUUAAUGAAUAAAAAUUAUUUUAUAUACAGUAGAGCGUCGAUUAUCCGAACGUCGAUCAACCGAACGACCGGUUAUCCGAACUUCCGACUCACGCUCCCCUCACUCGAGUACUGAGCAAGCGUUAGUAAUUAACGCUUAAAACAUCUUUAAUUUUCUUCAAUUGUGUAUCCAAAAAUAGGUUGUUGCAAAGACUCUACUUUUUUGUUUGAUUGCUAUUUGUCAUUAUCAAGGUAUAAACAAAUAUACAGUUAUAAAUAUGAUUUUUAUUCACUUUUGGAUAAAUAUGUAUGGCAAAUAUAGUUUGAUUAUCCGAACAAAUCGGUUUUCCGAACACCCAUGUCCCCCAAUUAGUUCGGAUAAUCGACGCUCUACUGUAUUAUGUAAUUUAGUAUGUUAACAAUUAUAUAAAACAAGAGUUUCCCGAUAUAAUUUUGUCCUGGCUAUAAUUAAUUAUUAAUUAAAAAAUAUUUUUAAAUAAUUUGAAAAAUUUCGGCCCAGCCAGAUAUUAUUUUAGAUUUUUUGGAUCAUUCGAAACAAAAAAGGUCUUUUGUAAUUUUGAUCGUUUUUGAGUUAUAAAUAAUUAAAAACUUAAAAAACAAAAAUUACGAUUUUCAAGGCUCUAAAACAUAAGUAAAAAAAAAUUUUGAAAGUACCUGACAACAACCUAAUCUAACAACCUGCACAAACCUGCUCGACAGUUACGUAUAAACAACAGACUAAUUGACCGUGUCGGAUUACCGGCGCUAGGGUAUGAGGUGCCCGCCUGCAAUAUAAGCACAGGCUGCCCCCUUGAACACAUCCCCUACGCACACUUGUAUGAGGCUCUAGCAUCAGGAGACCCUUGUGUGGAACAGUGGUACCCACAUGCCCGAAGAUCAAACCAGUCAUACUCCAUAAUGGAGUAAUACCUAUCUGACCCUCAAGCUGUACCCAAAUUAGGGUAUUAGGGCAACCAAUUCCAAUUAUUUCGAAUUUAAACAACAUUUAAAAAAUUAAUUUUUCUAUUUUAGUAUUUUCUGUAACACUAGCAGAAAAAAGCUGAUUUUGGCGCCCCCAUGCAGAGGCGCCCGCCUGCAGUGCAUCCCUUGCAGGCCCGUUAUCGCCGGCCCUGUGUAGGCUCUUAUGUAUUCCUUGGCACCAACGUAAAUGCAAAAUGGGAACAGGGCACAAAAAUUAAGGCUAGAAUAGAACGAGCUAGAGCAGCAUUUAACAAUAUGAAAAAGAACCUCAUAAGCAAGGUUUUGUUUCUUCCCCUAAAAGUACAUCUAGUUAAAUGCUACAUUUUUUCGAUCCAUAUGGUGCGGAGGUCUGGAAGCUGACAAAGACGCUCACGAAAAAACUAGAAUCAUUUAAAAUGUGGGUGUACCAACGCAUUCUUCGUAUAUCCUGGACUAAACGUGUCAACAACAUAGAGGUAAUCCACAGAAUCGGAAAAGAGAAAGAAAUCGUGAGCACAAUUAAACAAAAAUAACUUAAAUAUCUAGGCCACAUGGGUAUAUGAGACACGAUAAGUACGAAUUUUUUUCAACACUCUAUAUACCUUUUGAAACAAAACUUUUUAUUUUCUUAAUAGUUUUACUUAAAAAAGGUGUACUAGAUUCAUCUCGCUAAACUCAACCGUUUUCGAGAUAAACGCAUUUUAAAUCUGCGAGGCAACAUCAUUUUUUGCAUAAUAUCAUUGUAGUUACACCCGAAAAAUAACUUAAAACCAGAAAAAUUUACAAAAAUGUGUCGCAAAUUUCUUCAAAUGGAAUUUGCAAUGCAAUGACUUAAAUAUGAGAACUGGUACAAUUAUUAUGGUUUAAAGUUGAUUUUUCGGGUAUAACUACAAUGAUAAUAUGCAAAAAAUUAUGUUGUAUCGCAGAAUUAAAAUGCGUUUAUCUCGAAAACAGUUGAGUUUAGCGACCAUAGGCGUAACCAGGAUGAUCCUAAGGGGGGGGUUACAUCUACCUGAAAGGGGGGGGUUACAUCUACCUGAAAGGGGGGGUUACAACUACUGGAAAUAUCUGAGGGAUAUGAUGUUAAGCGUAUAGAGCUGAAAGUACAUCCCAAUGGGGGGGGUUACAACCCCCAAAACCCCCCCCUGGUUACGCCUAUGUUAGCGACAACAGUUAAAUCUUCUUCUUCUUUUUCAUGUGCCAUCUCCUCUAAGAAGGUUGGGAACCAUCACGGCAAUUCGCACUUUAGAUACCGCUGCUCUAAAGAGAUCAGCAGAAGUGCAAUUAAACCAAGCUGUCAAAUUGUUUAACCAGGAGAUGCGUCUUCUUCCGCGACUCCUUCUACCCUGUAUUCUUCCUUGUAUUAUUAAUUGUAACAAGUUAUAACGCUCGCCCGUCGUAACAUGUCCCAGAUAUUGACGUUUUCUGACUUUUUUUUUUGAAAAAUGGCUUUGGCAGAGCCGAUUAGCCAGACUUGUUUGUGAUUUAUUGCAGAUUCAUAGUCAUAAUUUUCUGACUUUAAUUGUAUUUAAAACCUCUUUAUCUUUUCCUAUUCUUCUCAACACCUCGAUAUUCGUGACUAUCCUAGACCCUAUCUCUAGUUGAAUCUAGUACACCUCUUUUAAGUAAACACAUUAAGAGAAUAAAAGUUUUGAUUCAAAAAGUAUAUAGAGUGGGGAUAAAAAAAUUGAACGUAUUAAAUGAGCGCUGAAGGAAGUAUGUAGCGCCCUCUGGGUAAUACAUCAUUUUUGGUGGCGAAUUUAGAUUUCAGGUAAACAGGGUGAAGUGUACGUUUGAACUGUGUAAAUUAAAUAAUUCCUAGCUGAGUGCUUUCGGCUUAUAAAACAUCUUUAGAGCUAAGCUACAAUAAAAAGGUCUCUUAUAAAUAAUUGAUCUUAGAAUUCAAAAGUUUAACUUUAAGAGAGAUGGAUCCCAUGUACGAUAAUACUUCUAUUUCUUAUGCAUAAACUCGAAAACUAUCAACUUAAGGGAAAAAUUACAAAAGACCUUUUUUGUUUCGAAUAAUCCAAAAAAUCUAAAAUAAAAUCUGCACGGGCCGGAUUUGUCUUAAUUUAUAAAAAAAAGUUAUUUUUUAAUUUCUAACAUACGUUAAAUAUUUUUUAUCCAUUAAACAGAUCCAGGUGCAGGUCCACCUUACAUCUUAUCUUAAACUAAAAGGCUUUUUUCAAUGGUAAUUAUAAUAUGUCUUAAUUGCCACUGAACUUGAAAACAUUCUAAUCAAAUUAUUUUUAGGCGUAAUUUUAAAUAUAGAUUUUGGAUAUUUUAUUUUAGGAUUAAUAUUGUUAUCAUCAUAGUUUUGGCGAUUUAGUUUGCAAAAAUACAGUCCAAAAUUACCAUAAUAGUUUAGUUCAUAGAGAGUUAAAGUCGGUCGAUCAAACUAUUAGAACCAUUGGGAAAAAUGGAUGUUUUUCCAAUAGUAGCAUUAUUAUCAGUCUUAGAUGUCGUUUUCUACAUUGCCAUGUAUGGUCAAUACUAUUGUAUGGAACGACAGCCUGGACGCUCAACAUAACGCUGAUGAACAAGUUACAUAGAAGCCUUGGAACUCUGGCUUUAUAAAAGAAUCUUGAAAAUACCUUGGAGAACCCACACCACCAACCAGAAUAUUCUGAGGAGAAUAGGUGCAGAUAGGAAGCUGCUAAAGAUCAUCAAAGUUAGCUACCUGGGACACAUAAUGAGAAAGGAAAAGUGCCGUCACGCGCUACUGAUCAUCCAGGGGAAGAUUGGAGGAAAACUGGGUCGUCCAGGUAGUCGCAAGAUUUCAUGGCUUAAAAAUAUCAGAGACUGGAUCGGCCUUGAUUCAACAUCCUUGUUUAAAACCGCAUUAGACAGACAGAUUUACCAGUGUAGUCGCUAACCUCCACUAAAGGAGAACAACCACAAGAAGAAGAAGAACCUUAACUGUAUUAAAUAUAUGUGACUUUAACUCUCUAAUGUCUAAGACAACAAAUAUUGUACAUUGCAUUUGUCUCAAAGUUAUAGUUUAAAAUUGCUUAUUCGUCCCAGUAUAGCAUCUAUGAUAUAUAUGCAUCAAUGUUUACAAACUCAUUGCUCAAAUUGGACUCUAUGAGAAUUGAUUCUUAAAUCAUGUCCAGUUAGUAUACGAGGAAAAGAUAAAAAUUCUCGGCCUAGUAACAAAAAUUGUGAUUUUUUUUGUAUUUUGUACGAUACAUUCGCAUAUUAUAUCGGUACGAAUAUACCGUUUUGUAAAUAUAUGUCACUCUUUAGUUCAAUGUAGUUUGUACAGGAUCCUAAUAAUUACUAAAUUCAGUCUCUUCUUCUUCUUCUUCUUCUUUAGUUUAUUGGCCUUCAUUAAAUUCGUUCUCUCUUGUGUACAGCUUCAAACAGUACCUCUCAUGAGCGAAUGUUUCAUCAUUCUAGAAAAGCUAUAAAUGGAACUGCACUUCUUUCAUGGUUGAUAACCCCCAGAAAAGUGUUUAUGAAAAAGAAUGUGAGGCAUUCCAAAUAUGACCAUCUCGUUGAAGAAGUACAACUAAUUGAAGCUAAUCCAAACUAUGCUGUUGUAAGACGUGAAGAUGGUAAAGAACCAACAGUAUCUUUAAGACAACUUGCACCACGAUUCAGUCUCUUCGUUUGGCACCAAACAUUUUCUGAUUAUUUCCUUAAGACUUAAAAAAACUGAAAGAGGAAGACACAUCUGGCAAAUAGGGAUGCAGUUGGGUCUGCAUCCUUCCAGGAUGGGUCUUUGUUUGGCUAUGUUCGUCCAUUCAGAACCCUCUUAUGCCUCUCUCCUACAUUGUCUUACAUUCACCGCUUUCAGAUCUUCUUCCACGUGGGGGGGGGAUUUAACCCCCAAAACCGCCCCCUGGUUAUGCCUAUGCAUCCAACCGUCUCGUUCUAUGUCUUCCUUUUUUUUUCUUCCUAUCGGUUCCAUCGUAAUAUUUUCUUUGUUGAUUUUGUAUCUUCUUGUCUCUGAAAAUGACUCAGCAAUGACAGUCUCUGACUUUUAACAAAUCUUACAAUGUCGUGUUCUUCAUUCAAUUCAUUAAUCUCGGCGUUUCUUGUUUCUCCUGAUUCUGUACGUGCGGUCUUUCUUUUGCACCGGGCUGUAUACUUUUCUCGGUAUCUCUUUCUCGAAUGUCUUAAUAUGCUCUCCAUCUUUUUUUGUCAUUAUCCGGUAUUCCAACCAUAGGUUACUAUGGUAGGGGAGCCCAAGCGGGGAUUUUUGCAGUUACUCGAGCGCGUCAGAUUAUCAUAUGGAGAGAAACCUCGUACCCUGCAGAUGUACCUCUACCAUAUAUUGGCUCUUAACACAGGGGAGUUCGUUAAGGGGGACUCGAAAAAAAAAAAUCUAUCCUUAAAAAUACUCGAAAUUGUCAGAUUAAGAUAAGGUAAGUUAAGUAAAAAUCUGACGAUUUGAGCUGGGCGUAAGGAAAUGGGCGAGUCCCAAAAUUUCACAAGAAAAAAGCGAAUAUUUCGCGAAAUAAACGUCAGAUCGAAAAACUAAAAACUACGUUUUCAAUAUUUUUCAAAAAUCUAUUGAAUGAUACCAAACAUGACCCAUCACAGAGAGGAGUGGGGGGGUAAAUUUAAAAUUUCAAAUAAAAAUCCCGCGAUAUUUCGCAAAAUAAACAUCAGAUCGAAAACUUCAAAAUACACUUAUUCAAUAUUUUUGAAAAAUCUAUCGAAUGGUACCAAACACGACCCCCUUUAAAAUCUUAAAUAGGAGCCCCAAAUUUUUAUUGCAGAUUUGGAUUCUUUACGUAAAAAUAAGCAACUUUUAUUCGACACAUUUUUUCGAAUUAUGGAUAGAUGGCGCUAUAAUCGGAAAAACGAUUGUUGGAAAUGGAAAAUUAAAUUAAAAAAUGGGAAGUCCCCACUAAAAUGGAAAAUUUUACUUAACUUUUUUUGAUUUUAGGACCUAAUAAUCACAACCCAAUAGGUCACCACAGCGCUCGAGUGACUGCACAUUUAGCAUACUUUGCUCCCCUACCAUACGGGUCUAAUAUUCUGUACAUCAGUCUGUUAUUAGCAUAGUAUAGUAUGUACGAUCCCCACUGGAAAUAUAUGGAUUAAUUUCGCUACUAACGUAAUUCUUUUGAUCGACGUUCGACGUAUUAUACAAACCAUAGAAAACAUCUACUUUUAUAAUCGAAUUCAGGCAAAGGUAAAUGGAAAACUAACGCAGUUUAUACCAGUACAAAGCGGAGUCAGACAAGGUGACUCGUUAAGCCCACUGCUCUUUAAUAUAAUAAUGGACGAAAUAAUAGAAGCAGUACGUAAAGGUCAUGGUUACAGAAUGGGGAACAAAGAAAUCCAAAUAUGUUAUGCAGACGACGCUGCAUUAAUCGCCUAGACAGAAGACGAUCUCCAAAGAUUAACACACAUCUUCAAUACAACAGCCAAGAAAUACAAUACGAUCAUAUCAGCAGAAAAAACCAAAUGUAUGACAACAUCUAAAUACCCACUACGAUGUAAAAUCGAAAUUGAUGGGAAAAUAAUAAAGCAAGAAGCAAGGUUUAGAUAUCUGGGAAUAGAUAUAACCAGUUACGGAGAUGUUGAAGAGGAAGUACGACAACAAAGCUUAAAAACAAGCAAAGCGGCGGGAUCUCUUAAUGACACAAUCUGGAAGAACAAACACCUAACACAAGACACAAAAGCAAGAAUCUAUAAAGCAGCAAUUAGACCUAUAUUGACAUACACGGCGGAGACAAGACCUGACACAUCUAAAACGAGACGACUACUAGAAACAAUGGAGAUGACAAUACUCCGACGAAUAUCAGGGAAAAGUCUGUUGGAUAGGGAGAGAAGCGAAAACAUACGAAGAUCAUGCAAUGUAGAAGACAUAAAUGGAUGGGUGACAAAACAAAAACAGGAGUGAAACGAACACAUUAGUAGAAUCCUAGAGGAUAGGAUAGUACGAAUAGCACGAGAUAAGUCACCAAAUUGACGAAGAAGUAUUGACAGACCAAGAAAAAGAUGGUGCGAUAACUUAAACAAUUUAGGAGGCUAAUAUUGAAGAAGAAACAGGCUUUAAAGCCUACAUACAAAAAGGAAGACAACGACGUUCGAUGGUAUUGUUGUCUAUUGUGACAUCAUUUUCAUUAUGAGGUUUUCUUUUGACGGUCAUAUACUUGGUUAUUGUUUCGUUUACUUUAAUUUGUACUGAUUUGGUAUUUAUAUGGCCAAUUACAUCUGUUUUUCUGUUGAUUGUCUUAAGAGUUGGCUUGAAUAGUUAAAUAUUCCACUGGUAGUUCAGCCUUUUCCGAUAUGUUUUUUAGUAAUUUGUGUAUUUUGUCUGUUAGCUACGUUCUUCUAUAUUUUAACAUUUCCGUUGAUGAAUCACCUCCAUGACAAAUAAUAUUAUAUAUAUAAAGGGUUGUCUACAGCUAAUGCCGUUUCCCUUCCGUCAGCCAGGACUUCCAUUUUUUUCGAUCUUCCCAGUCUCCGUCUUCCAAACCUUUCUUAGACAUGGCUUCGUCGACUUCAUUUUUCCAAGAUCUUCUCGGUCGUCCUCUUCUUCUUGUUCCUCUUGGGCUCCAUUCUGCAACCUUGUUUAUAGAAGUGUUUUCUACUCUGCGUAUGUGGCCGUACCAAUUUAGUCUUCUCUCGUCUAUAUAUUGCAGGGCAUCUUUUCCCCUUGCAUUCUUCUCCUUAUCUCCUCAUUUGUUAUUCUGUCACUUCUGGUGAGACCACAGCAUCUUCUCCAGUAUUCCAUUUCGGUUGCCAGAAUGCCCUUUUGGGUUUUUUUGUUUAUGACCCAAAUUUCUGCGGCAUAUGUCAUGAUGCUUCUUACUUCUUACUAUUGUUUGAUAUAUCAUUUUUUUGUUUUUCCAUUGAUGUUCUUAUUCCAGAUUACAAUAUGGAGUUGUCUGAUGCAAUAUCUUGUUUGUCGCAACCUAUUUUUUAUUUCUGCUUCUGUUGUUUCCUUUUUCGACAUUAUAAAGUCCAAAUAUUUAAAAUUCUUCGUUCCUUUUAUUUCUACUUGUUCUUCUGUUUCUAAGUUUUUGACGUCUUCUUUCGAUAUUGCUAAGUAUUCCAUUUUCUUCAUAUUUUUUUCGAUAAAUAAUAUUACAUUAAUAUUUUUCGCUAUUUAGGCUAGGGCUCCACGAGCUACAUAUUGACGCUAGCAGUAGCAGUAAAAUGAAGCGUGAUAAAUGAAAACAACAGCGAUAAUACUGGAUGGCUUCACUGAGCUGUAGAUUGUCGCUCACAGAGAGGAAGCAGGCGCGUCGUAAAGGUCAUGUUGGGGACGGAUAGGUCCAGACCUAUUUUUUGCAGUUAUUUGUAGCUCGUUCCUGGCUUCACAGGCAGUAUUGCAUUGUUUGAUAGUGAACUAUUAAUAUUAGAAGUGCAAAAGAAUGACUGAGGACUACAAAAAUAGAGUCAAAAAAUUAAUGCAAGGACAAAUAAAUGCCAAAGCCUCUAUGGAAAUUAAUGGGACGACCUAGAUAUUGAAGCUGAAGGAAAGAUAGCUAAAACAUAUAAAGAAGACACUGACAUCCUGUAAUACCGAAAAUACUUAUCAGGAUAUUUCUUUUAGUUUGUUGUGUAAAAGAACUAAUUGUCUCUCUGUCUUUCUAUGAAAUAUAACAGGGCGAAUCCAUCAUAUCUGUGACGGCGGAAUGCCAAUUUUAAAGCAACUUUUUGUUGAUAUGAUAGAUUAUCCAUACUAUAUUAUCGGAAUGAAUUUAUUUUAUUUUAUCUGCUAUAUACACGCACAAGAAGAUACACUGGUUGUAACCAGGUCAUACUAAAGCUCAUGGAGCCACUCCAAGACCAAGAAGCAACGCUAUGCGCGCUGUAAACUGCCUCUCUCAUGGAGCCAUAAUGUUACUGCUCUACUGCCGCCGUAAUUUUACAGCUCCUGCUAGUGUCAACCUGUAGCUCGUGGAGCCCGAGCCUUAGUGUCGCAACUCGUGUGCCAAUACGACAAAACAACCAAUCUAUUGUAGCCAGCGCCCUCUAUUGCCUAGGUCGAAAACUUUUUAUCUAAUUAUCGUUUGUUUGAAAGAAGGAUUCACAAAUUAAAAUUUAUAUUUAGAGACUAUGUACAAUUAGGCGGCCAAAUAUUUUCUCUAUCAAUUUGAAACGAACUGUACGAUAUUUAAAAAUGACCAAUCACUAGGAAUUAAUCUAAUUAAAGAAUGAUAUCCCGAAUGAUAAUCGUAUUUAGAAUAUUAAAGAAAUAUGCCAGUUUUUAUCAAAUUUAUUUAAUCUAUCAGUAUUAAUUGGUGUAAUCAGUUUUUUAGAGCUUCGAAAGCUUUUACAAUCUUUAAUAAUCUACAUAUGAACUAAAUAUCCCCAGUAUCGUUAAGAUCUUCGUUAAAUAAUUAGUUAUUUAUAUGCACAGGUUGUUUCUUUACUUAGAGAUCAAUGCAGUAAUGUAAAACAUGAUUCCUCCUCCUCCUCUAUCUUUUAACAUGAUAUGAUGCGUUUAUUUACGAUUUGAUUCCUAUUCCGCCGUUUGAGAUAUAAUCAAUUUUUUGAUACUGGAAUCUGUAGCGUUCAAUAUAUCAUCUAAAAAUAUAUCAAAGAUAAAAAAGUUUAAAAACUCUCUGUUCAAAAACAGUCAAGAACAUCUGUCAAGUUUCCAUCUGUUUUCGUAGUUAGUUACCCCAUUCCAUUAUCCCCUAAAACGUAGCCACGCCCAGCUUCCGAGUAAAACACAGAGCCAUUCGCACAGUACGAUUAAGUGCUUGCUAUAUCCACUUCUAUUAAGACCCCCCAAUCCUUUCUUCUCAGUAAGCAUCCCAUUUUUUACAAAUCUCUUCUUUAUCACUAUAAUUCAGCUAAGCGCGUGUACUGUUGGAGAUAUGCCUCCCAUGUCGCUCGUCCAUCUAGUCGGUGGCUUCUUUACUAGUUCGUUGUCCUCUAUUCCAUGAUUCGCCUUGUCCAUUUUCCAUCUUUUGUUCUGGCUAAGCGCCCUGCCCAGUUCCACCUUAGCGUCAUGCUUCUCUCGAUGACGUCUGGAGAGUCUGAAUCCUUGUCUGAUUUGUUGGUUUGUUAUUUGGUCUCGAAGACUCAUGUCCAGCAUUGCACGUUCCAUGGCUCGUUUUGUGACUCUUAUUUGCGGAUCUUUGCGUCAGUAUUAAAGUAUCUGCUCUAUAAAUUUGUAUGGGCAACACAUUGGUUAUAAAUCUUUCGUUUGAGAUACGCGGGAAUUGAACUUUUUAGAAUAUGGCUUAGUUUACCAAAUGCUGCCCAUAUCAGGUCUAUUCAUUUAUGUAUUUUAUGUACUUAAUUGUCGUCUUCACUUAUUUUGAUCCCUUAUCCCAGUUAUUUGUAAGUAUCUGUAUGUUGUAUAGUACCUACUAUUGUGAAUAGUUUUGUUUCCGCUCUUUUGUCAGACUUUUAAACGAAUAUAUCAUAGAAAUUGUGGCUUGUAAGUGCGUGUAAUCACGCACCAGCGCGUGAUAUGGUUACUUCAGUCAGGUGCCUUUCAACAGGAUGGCCCCUAGAAGAGUUCCAUCCUCUUUGAUCGACAGCGAAUGGGUUAAUACAAUAUCAUCUGAAAACCUCUAAUUUAAUCUAUCUUCAUCGAUACUGAUGGCCAUAUCUUGACAUUGACUGCUCUUAAAGAUAAAUCUCUUCUCAUACCAAAGAUUGAAUUUAGUUAUUUUUUCUCAUUCUCACUGUGUUAGAUAUUUGUGAUCCUAAGCUCAAAAUUGGACAUGGUAUAUUAUGAAGAAGAAGAUCAUUGGAUAUCUUAGACUCUGACCUUUCCCUGGCUAUCUUUGUUUGAAUAAUGAAUGCCUCUAUUUAAGAAACAACCUGGAAGACUCCCCAAAAAUAACCCCAGUGCUCAGUAGUAGGUACCUAUUUUUUUAAUAGUUUAGUAAAAACCUCUACACGAGGUCGUUUUUAAAGUUUUUUGGAUGUCUGUUAGUUUUUUAAAGCUGUUGAAUCUAUUUAAAACGUCAUAUCAUCUAUUUAGUUAAUUUUUCUUUAAAUAGGUAUUUAUAUUUUUUCAGUUUUAGGAAAAAACAGAUGAACAUUUGUGUAAACUGUGUAUAUUUUUUACUGUGAUACAAUAUAUGUAAAUAUUUAAAAUAAAA
Messenger RNA from Diabrotica virgifera virgifera (western corn rootworm), 13881 nucleotides. RefSeq names its product endothelin-converting enzyme homolog. Gene Ontology annotation, biological process: protein processing. Gene Ontology annotation, molecular function: metalloendopeptidase activity. Bases 290 to 2659 code for a protein of 789 amino acids. NCBI's taxonomy places the organism in Eukaryota, Metazoa, Arthropoda, Insecta, Coleoptera, Chrysomelidae. The transcript has 13 exons. Gene Ontology annotation, cellular component: plasma membrane. The record is from RefSeq and is a predicted model, not a curated record.